AAGUAAAUAUAAGCCUCAUUUGCGUGCUGGAUUUUGGACUUGAUGGUCAGCUAAUUUUUCUAUCAUAGAUAAAGUGGUGUAUGGCUGAAAACUGACUCCUGCCUACUUUUGGGGCAAUGUCUUUGACAGCGAGGGAGAAUCCCUUAAAAAAUAUCGGUGCUCAAACGUUGGUAAAAGUCGCCCCAAAGUGUUUGCAUGAGAAGUUGAGGCAGCGGAAUAAGCCAUGGCUUAGAGCCCUUUUACAUUUGAAAUGGCCUCACAAAUUUGUAGUUCUUGCUGAGUGUUGUUUGUAUAUCUUUGGCGACGAAGCGAGUUCCAAGUAUGAAGCCGCAUUUUCUAUGGCAGAGUUUAAAUGUGUUGACGUUCACAUAGAUCGUGAGCAAUGUUUUUUCCUGACUUUCGGCGAUCCUGAAAAGGAACAUAUUGUGUUUUUUUUGUGAUACAAAUAGGUCACUUAAGAAAUGGAUAAAAAAGCUUAAAGAAGCAAUAUAUGCGUUCGACUCCGGAAUAGGCCAUGAGGAGGAUUACGAAGAAUCAGACGAUGAGGCCGAAGAAUCAGACGAUGAGGCUGACGACCAGACUACGUCAAAUGACAACCACGGCGAAGAACCUCAAUAUGAGAUACCCGACCCCUUGCAGGUGCAAGACAAUUGUUUCCGUUGCUCCCCUGAAGGCAAAGCGAAUAAAACACAGACAUUUGGAACGAAUGUGAGAAUGAGAACAAGAGACGAUAAGGAUACACAUUCGAAGGCCGAAAAAAACGCAAAUAGACUUUCUUCAUCGUCUUCAAGUUCAACGGACUCAGAAAGCGCUUACCUCAUUGUUACUGACAGGAAAAACCCACCAUCGGAAAUAGAUCAAACCGAUGUUCAAACUUCAACAUUGAAAAAAAAACAAGCGAAAGAAGUAGUUGAUGACAAACCGGGCGUUACACAUGAUGCUGUCUAUGAAAAUGUUUUACACGGAGGUGCACACUCUUUGUCCAUGCAACAUCCGAAGAUGGACAAAGAACUAACACAUCAGCAGAGCAAAAUAAAAGGAGUGGGCAAGAUUGUGCGUCCAAAGACUGACGUAAAAAUGACCAGACCUAACAAGACGAGACCACAAUCCAUUACAAAUUCGUCUUCGGCUUCGAAAACAAAUUCAGAAAACCCAAUGAUUCGUGUGGAUGGCAGAGACCAUUCGUCGACUUCAAAGAAUCAAGGGGAAUCUCAAUCGAUAAAGAUGAUGGCAAAUGCAAUCGAACAAUCUUUAAAACUUGGAAUAUCGAUGGGGAAAGGAACUCCAAGAAGCCAUUCAUGUGCACAUUUGCAAGGUGCACACAAAGUAUCAUGUGGGUAUCCGGAGAAUCCUGACCAAGAAACACAUGUGCAGCGAAAAAUUAAAGGAGGGCGCAAGAUUGGUCCGUCAAAGACUGACACAAAGACGGAUGUGAAGACCAGGUACCCAAUCGGUACGAAUUCGUGUUCAGCUUUGGAAACAAAUUCAGAAAACGGUACGAUUGAUUAUUUUGGUAGAGAAAAACAUUUUUCGACGGUAUUGAAAAAAGGGGAAUCUCAAUCGAUUAGGAUGCGGAUCAACGAAUUCGAACAGUCUUUGAAACCGGCAAACUCGUUUGGGAAAGAACUUCCAAAAAACAUCCCAUCUUCCAAAUUGCAUGGUUCUGCACAGACAACAAUACCCGUGGUUCAGGGAACUACAACCCCGUUAGAGGAGGAUCCAAUCUAUGAAAACUCCCAAGAUCUGUAUGAGAAUGUGGAUUACCCUGCCGUGAAAAACGAUAAGAGAGCCGGAGCUACAACUAAGUAACAGUCUAGUGGGUCCUUUGACGUUCCUAUUGGUUUAUAUUCUGUUUGUAUUAUUUUGUUUGUUGUUGCUUUAGCUUAUUAUAUAAUACACAGAGACAAUUCGUAAUCAUUGGUUUUAUAAUUUAUCGUAUUAAUUUUGUUUUUCUCCAUUAAAAAUGUUUUUGUAUUUUAUUUAAUUAUAUUAUUGUUUUAUUUAACAUGGACUUAGUAAUUUUAAUAGUCAUGAUACUUAUUCUCAUUGAUCAUGCUGUUUUUCUUUUUUGUACCAGUUUGUACCGGUGCGAAAACUUUCGAAUUGAAUGUACCAAUAUAUAUCUUGUUUUAUAAGUUAAAGUUAUAUCAGGAUUCGCUUUUCGGAACCCCCCUUCGACGAUGCGUUUUUGCUAUAGCGUUUAAUAAAGAUAACAUUAUAUAAAGACCAUGACUUCGAUCUAUUCGAUGAUGUGUAUUGUUUUAACAGUGUACAUAUCACUUUAGAAUUUCUUUUACAUGAUUGUUUUGUUUUUAUCAUCACAUGAAUAUAUUUAAAGCGAUAUUAAGGGUUUAUAAAAUAUGAACAAUUGUGUGAUAGGAUUAGAAAUUCCUAGUAUAUAAGCGUACUGUGAUAGCCUUAAGUGGUAAAUUGAGUUGCCAUAUAAUGCUACCAUAUAAUGUGUUGUUUUACACAAUGUUAGCAGACAAAAACAAAAGUUAAGAAUAAGUAAAUAUUUAGACAACACACCAAGUUGUUACGAUUCCUUUGAGACAAAAAUAUCAUACAAAGAAAAGAAUCACAAAACUGAACUUUGCAAAAUAAAAUGUCGAUGAACGCGAAGUGGCGAGUGAAAAUGAUUAUGGAUGUACAUUUCGAUACUAUGACCCUCUUGAUAUGUAUGUACUCAAACGCAUUCGACUACGGUUUUGUGUACACUUGUACUAUUGCGGAUAAACUAUGCCCGGACAUUCUCUUGUUUUUCUCACUUUGUAUAUCUUAUUUAACAAUGUAAGUUUGAAAUCGAUGUGUUAUAUAUUGUCAGCGUCAUAUUUUAAACAAUAUCCAGUGAUUUUGAGCAUGCUCUGCUUUAUUCUAGGUAUUUUCUUAUGGCAUGUAUGUGCAAUGUAUUCCCUAAAAAAAUUCACAUGUUCAACAUUAUGUGUUAGUUAAAUUUUGAAAUAUUGUAUAAUUAUUUAUGUUUACAAUUUUCACAUAUGUACGUUUGUUCAUGUAUACGGUGAUAUAUAAAUUGGAGCUUUACUAACAGUAUCAAAAUUCAUUUUACUAAGAAAUUUUAUUACAUGAUGUAAUCCUCAUUAUCCGGAGCGUUAUGAUACUUAUAAUGAUCUAUGUUUUACUUGUAUAUUCUAAAAUGACAAUAAAACACGUUAUUGCAAAAUAUUAACAGGUUAGUUUGUUAGCACGUUGUCACCUGGCAACGCUUUACAAUACAUCAUUUAUGUUCAAAGGACCGUAACAUUUUGUGCCUUAAAUAUCGAACAUUUUAUUUUAAUUACACGUUAUAUUGUAACAAUGUUCCAUAUCACAGUACUUCGACCGCUGCAAACUUUCGUAUAAGAGCCUCCUAUAUAUACUUCGAGGAUGUUGCUGAAAGAAAUGAACUUAUUAUAUAUUCGUCUAAAACAACUGCCAAUGAGUAAAAAACAGUUCGGCGGGUCUAAAAACAUUUGAUCAAGAAAACAUGUGCUAUACGACACUAAUGUCUUCGCUUAUUCGUUAACACAAAUUUACAGGAAUUAAAUUUGAAAAAUCAUCGUCUGUCACUAGCCCCGUAAUAUAUAAAUAUGAGAACAUAAUUUUUAAAUCCUAAUUUAAUUUAUUGCAGUUUUGCCAGAAUGUAAAAUUAGGAAAGUAUCUUCUUUUUUUCAAAUAAAAUGUUUACCUUCAAUUACUUCUAUAUAGUUGGUUUCUCUGUGUGUGCCAAUCACCAUAUUGUACAUAUUUAAACAUCAAAUCUGGAUAUUUAAAUAUUAGUUUAGUUUAUGGUAUUUCAUUAUUGUCACUAAUCACAACAAUUUAAAACAGAGUUAAGUUAGGCAUCAAAAGGAAAUGGGAAACGCUUUAAUUAAUUUUCCAAAUGAGCUGAUGUUAUUUGUGUUUAAAUAUCAAAAUAAACUAAUUUACUAAAUGUG
Messenger RNA from Mya arenaria, 3935 nucleotides. RefSeq lists its product as uncharacterized. The record is from RefSeq and is a predicted model, not a curated record. The transcript has 16 exons. NCBI's taxonomy places the organism in Eukaryota, Metazoa, Mollusca, Bivalvia, Myida, Myidae. Bases 715 to 1809 code for a protein of 364 amino acids.